Vanderwaltozyma polyspora DSM 70294 is the source of this 921-nucleotide messenger RNA. RefSeq names its product Lot5p (gene LOT5). The transcript has a single exon. The coding region runs from base 1 to 921 and encodes 306 amino acids. The record is from RefSeq and is a predicted model, not a curated record. Lineage: Eukaryota; Fungi; Ascomycota; Saccharomycetes; Saccharomycetales; Saccharomycetaceae.
AUGAUUGCAAAAGAGUGCAAGCCGAUAACAAGAGAAGCUUCAAUUAAACCUUCUAUUGAAAAUGUCAUCCCGUAUAAUGAGUACAAGAAGACUCAACCUAGGAUACUUGGUGUCCCGCAGGUUAUACAAGGUACUAAUGAUGACGAUAUGAUUGUAUUGUAUGGGGGAGGUCGAGAUUUUAUUUUAAGUUUACUCGAUAAUGAAAUUAAUAGUAAUAAGGAAAAUGGAAUCAAUAGCAUUAAUGUCGAAUUAUUUAUUCUGAAUAAAUGUAUAUUAAUGUGGUUUAAAGACUUAGGUCGUGGGAUAGAAAUCAGUUAUAACAGUGUAAUAUAUCAUGGUUCAAACAGAAUUCAAGGUGAAGAUAGUAGAGAUGGACACAGAUAUGAAUUAGUUGUAACAGUAGAGAGAGAUUUAAUACUGAAUGAAUUAUUUCCAGUUUAUGGAGAAGAACAUAGUGAUGCAUUGUCUAAAUUUAGUUUACGAAGUGUAGAGUUCAAAUUGAGGCCUCGCUAUUCAACUUAUGAUAGAUACUAUAAUGUGGAAAUAGAGACUUUAUUUACAUUUCAUAAUUUUGGGGUUAACAGAGGUGAUGAGAUGGUCAAAAAUUGCAAUGACGCAAUUGCUCUAUGUCUAGAGAUGAAUGAAAACCAGUUUAUAAGUAGUGAAGAAGAAGAUCUAGAUGUCGAGACAUCGGCUUAUGAUAAUGAACAAAAUACAAUGAAUCAAGAUAGUAAUUCUGCUGUAUAUACAGGAAUAAAUGAGGUGUAUAACACUUAUCAGAAUUCAGGCUAUGGAGAUGAUUUAGAUGGUAACAAUAUGAUAAUGGAUAAUAAGUUUAUGAAAAAUGGGGUUGAGGCAGGUAUGUCUAUGGAAUUUUAUAAUAAUGAAGCAAUUACUGGUCAAAAGAGACCUAUGAGUUAA